AUGGCGUCUUUAGACGAAACGACCCGCGAAAGGGAACCUCUUCUCUCCGGAGGUUUAGCACAGAACAGGGCCUUCAGCCGCUCUCCGCCACGGCCCCAUAAUGCCAUUGAGACACGGCGCCGGACGUCCGAUCCGGGCAAGCCGGCGUCAAUAUCCGCGGAUAUCCGGCGAUCAACCAAUACAUUGGCCCAAAUCGCCGCAGCCAUGUUCUCAUUUAUAGUGCUGGGCAUGCUUGUCUCAACGCUCGGGGUCAUGGUCCCCCAGUUCGAGGCGUACUACCACCUCACCGACCUCCGCGUCUCCUCCAUCUUCCUCGUCUGGCCCUCCGGGUACGUGGUAGCUUCGUACCUCAACGGCGCGAUCCACUCGCGGUUCGGCAGGCGCGGCGUCGCUGCCGUCGGGCCCCUGUUCCACGUCGUGAUGGCCGCGGCCGCGGCGCUGCACCCCCCGUUCCCGGUGCUGCUUGUCGCGAUGGCGGUCGGCUCGCUCGGGACGGGCGUCUUGGACGGCUCGUUCUGCGCCUGGGCUGGGGGUAUGCGGAACGCGAAUGUGGUGCAGGGGUUCUUGCACGGCUCGUACUCGGCGGGCGCGGCCGUGGGGCCGUUUCUCGCUGGGACUAUGCUUGAGGUUGGGCGGCUGCCGUGGUAUGCUUGGUAUUAUGUUCUCCUAGGCGCCUCCGUCCUCGAGGCCGUAGCACUCCUCCUCGCCUUCCGCUUCGAGGACGCAGCUUCGUACCGGUCCACGCACACCCAAGACCCAGACCAAGACCCUCUCCUUUCCCCAGCUUCAGCCCAGGACCCCACCUCUACCUCCGUCUCCCCGAGCUCCAAAACCGCCAUCUUCAAACACACCGCGACCUGGAUCUGCGCGCUGUACUUCCUCGCCUGCGUCGGCACCGAGAACGCCAUCUCGGGCUGGAUCGUCGUCUUCAUGACGCGCGGCGGCCGCUCCUCGCCUUACCUCGCCAGCCUCACCUCCUCGCUGUUCUGGGUCGGCCAGGCCGCGGGCCGCGUCGUGCUCGGCGCCCUCGCGAAUGAUCGCCUUGGUGUGCGACGAGCUACUACCGUGUACCUGCUCGCGGCGCUGGUUUUCGAGGCGCUGUUCGUUGCUAGUGUUCGAUUUAUUGGUGGUAUUCCUGCUUUCGCGGCUGCUGCGAUCGCGCUCUUGGGGUUUUGUCUCGGUCCGCUGUUCCCGUCGGGCGUGUAUGUGUUGGCGCGUCUGCUGCCGCGCGAGAUGCACGUCGGUGCUGUUUCGUUCGUGGUUUUGGUCGGGCAGGUCGGAGGCGCGGUCUUGCCGUUUGCGCUCGGGGCGUUGGUCGAGGGUUUGGGGAUCCAGGUUUUUCAGGUCGUGGUUUUUGUGCUGAUACUUGCGACGCUGGGGAUUUGGCUGGCGUUUCCGAGAUUGCCGGCGGCGGACGCGGGAUGUGGUGAUCGUGGUUCGGGGAGGGGACAGUUAGGUAGAUGA
This is a messenger RNA of Annulohypoxylon truncatum, 1464 nucleotides long. RefSeq names its product MFS general substrate transporter. Gene Ontology annotation, biological process: transmembrane transport. The record is from RefSeq and is a predicted model, not a curated record. Gene Ontology annotation, cellular component: membrane. Gene Ontology annotation, molecular function: transmembrane transporter activity. Lineage: Eukaryota; Fungi; Ascomycota; Sordariomycetes; Xylariales; Hypoxylaceae. The transcript is spliced from 2 exons. The coding region runs from base 1 to 1464 and encodes 487 amino acids.